This is a messenger RNA of Daphnia carinata, 1682 nucleotides long. RefSeq names its product bestrophin-2-like. Bases 269 to 1540 code for a protein of 423 amino acids. The transcript is spliced from 10 exons. Lineage: Eukaryota; Metazoa; Arthropoda; Branchiopoda; Diplostraca; Daphniidae. Gene Ontology annotation, molecular function: chloride channel activity. The record is from RefSeq and is a predicted model, not a curated record.
UAGGUCACCCGGACUACGGUAUAUCUCGUGACAUAGUCGCCGACUGACGGCUGCAGUAGCACUCUCUGUCCAUCUGCUAAAACGGUCGCAUCGUUUUGUUGUUGUGUAACUUGUCAACGACAUUGCACUUGCCACCAAACGUUGGGUUUCGUUUAAGUACUAUUCUGGCCAGUAUAGUGCGACGAUUGAUGUGCAUCGGUUUCCACUCGUUUGUCCGUGUCUCCGGUGGAGUUCCACACAAUCCAGUUGCUCAUUUCGACUUUGCUAUAUGAAUCUUAAAAAGAAACCAGGAUUAGAUUUGUCGGGCAGCUUUAUUUCCCUUUUGUGGAGAUGGCGUGGAUCUUUAUACAAGCUAUGUUACAAGGAACUAAUAUGUUUUCUCGUUCCGUUCGGCAUAGUUAGCAUCAUUUAUCGUCAGGCUCUCAACGACGAACAGAAAAGUCUAUUUGAACAGGUGGUUCGCUACUGUGACAGAUACCUGAAUAUGAUUCCCCUUUCAUUUAUUCUGGGUUUUUACGUCACUAUCAUAGCAACAAGAUGGUGGCAGCAAUGUAUGGCUUUACCAUGGCCUGACAGAUUAAUGUUAACAAUCGCAAUGUACAUUCCCGGAUGUGACAACGAAUCGAAGCUUCUACGGAAAACACUCAUGCAGAACUGCAACCUCAUGGCUGUCCUUGUUUUCAGAUCAAUUUCAGAGUCAGUGCGUUCGCGCCUUAAAUCUCUCGAGGAUGUUGUCAAUGCAGGUUUUAUGACCUAUGCCGAAAUGGAAACCUAUAAGGCAGUGCAAUCUGAUGUUAACUUGUAUUGGCUACCCGGACUUUGGUUCUCUCAUCGACUUCGAGAGGCGCAAGCUCGUGGACGCAUUAUCGACUCGUAUGGAGCCCAGCUCAUCAUGAAGGAAUUGUUGGAAUUUCGUUCCAAAUGCGGCAUUUUAUGGAGUUACGACUGGGUUUCUAUUCCAUUGGUUUAUACUCAGGUGGUUACGUUAUCCACUUAUUCCUUCGUCAUAGCUUGCAUCUUCGGCCGCCAAUGCAUCGAUAAUGGAAGCAAGGAAAUUUCCAUUGAUGUCUAUUUUCCAUUGUGGACCGUAUUGCAAAUCCUCUUCUAUAUGGGGCUACUCAAGGUCGCAGAGCACAUGAUCAAUCCAUAUGGCGACGACGACGAAGACUUUGACUUAAGUUACCUUCUCAACAGACAUGCCAAGGUUAUAAAUCUCGGGACGAAUAUUUUGACUAGUGAAACAUGCCCUCCAAUGGAAGAUGCAUGUCUCCAAAUAGCAGCUGGAGCUGGUAUUCACACACCUAAAACUGCCGAAAGGACAUCACUGAAAAACAGAUUUACUCAAAGAUUGACAGAGCUCUAUUCACCAGCUAAGGAGGAAAAUCCUCAAAACAGAAAGCCAGACGAAAACCUCUCAACUAUUAGCAUGAACGUGGAUUUGCACACAGUUCCUCCCGUACGAAUGUCUCCGGUCGAUGUGAAGCAAUCGUCAGGCGAUUCCGCAUGGUCACACGACGGGGUCUUCAUGGAACGCAUUUAGCACGAGAAAGGACUUUCUUUCAUCUGUAGUAUGAAAACAAACAUAGUCGAAUGCCUAGCAGAAGUUGCCUGGAUCCACAGUUCUUGGUGGAUCCAGAAGUGUAGACUAAGAACUAUCUACCUAAUUAAUUGACCAAUUUCAU